UGACCAGGGAGAGAAGAGCUCAUCUCAUCGUCUAGCUUCACAGUGCGCGUGUUCCAUUCCAUCUCAUUGCUCUUUCGACAGGAUCACCGUCAGCUCAGGACUGUUCACAUCCAUCUUUCCCAUUGUACCUCUCCCGCAAACCCCAUAGCGAUUCCGGGUCCCAGUAUCCCUCCCUCCCUCCCCCAAUCACAUAACAUAACGAACCGGAAAGGAACCCAGGAAUCAUGUCAGAUUUACAGCGGUAUCUGCAGGACCUCGAGGUUCAUGCGGGUGGAGAAGCUGUACCGACAACAAGACUUCCAGCUUUACAUCCCUCGUCGAGAAUUGAGGUCGGCGGUCGGAACGAGCAGAUAAGUGUAGAUGCCGCAUUCGAGGCGGUGGAGAACUGCGUAGUGGGCUUUGCGCGGUUUAUUGGGCUGUUGACGGGCACCGACGAGGUGACGCUGGAGGUCGAGGGAAAAAGCCUUGUUGCGGUUGUGCGGAGAGAUACCGCAACCACAGAGGUCGUGUUGAGACUUGUGGAAGACACGGUGGUGGAGAGUGAUUUCGUAUUGCGGGUCGAGAACACAUCAGUAUCUCCGGAAUCACGAUGUCGAACGUCAUGCGCUGCGGAAGAAAAGCCUUUCGUUCUCACCCUCACCUCUACCACACUGGACCUCUCCUAUGCGCCAUCCAUUGUACCUCCGACGGCAGCAGCACACCUGCUCUCCGCCGUGGCCUCCUACAUGCUCCCAUCUGCGCCGCUGCCCGAUCUCUCCAUCCUGAACCAUUCCGCGCAAAAAGCGCCCUGUAACCCCGUAUUCACCCUUCUCCACUCCGGCUUCGAACACGCGGCCGCAACAUAUCCCAGCCAUCCCGCGCUCGACUUCCUGACGGGACUUCCAGCCUGCCACGAGGUCUACACGUAUGCCGAGCUUAACGCAGUGGCGAACAGAGUAGCGGCGGCAAUCCACGCAAUGGCGACAGAUGAACAGCGGAUUGUCCCAGUGUAUCUGGGCACCUCGCCGCAGCUGUAUAUCUCGUAUCUCGCCAUCCUCAAGUCUGGGCGUGCUUUCUGUCCGUUGCCGAUUGAUGCGCCGAUUGAGGGUCUGAGUGGCAUCCUCGCGGAUAUGGCAAACGGCAUUGUCAUCGGAAGAGGCGCUGUGCCGGCAAGCAUGGAAGGCAGGUGGCUGGAUAUCGAUGCGGCGAUCCGUACUCGCGAAUCCGCCACGACCACUCCAAUCGCCCCAAGAGAGGUCAUGCCGGAAGAUAUCGCGUACGUCCUCUACACCAGCGGCACAGAUGGGCGACCGAAGGGCGUGCAGAUCUCGCAUCUCUCAGCGACGUGUGCGAUCGAUUCAAACGCGCAAAUCCUCCCGCUGUCGACGUUUCCCGCCGUGCCUUCGCGGUGGUUCCAGUUUUCCGCACACACUUUUGGCCCCUCAAUCCUUGAGAUAUUCGUCACUUUGUCGUCGGGCGCGACACUGUGCUCGGCGGAGCGGGAACUGACACUGGCGAACGUGGAAGCGGUGACAACCUCGCUGCGCGCUUCCGUAAUGAUGGCUACGCCCUCUCUCACGGCCGCGAUGAAGCCCGCGCAGAUGCCCACACUGCGGAGUCUCUGGGCCAUGGGCGAAGUCCUUGGUCGACGCGUCAUCGACGGCUUUGCCGAGGACUCGCUCAUCCGUGGUAUCGUCACCGUGGAUGAUAGUGAGAAUGGACCGAGAGGUCUCACGAACGGAUAUGGGCCCGCCGAGGGUGCGAUAAAUUGUACCCUCUUCCCCUUUCCUGCCGACUACAGAGGUACCAUAAUUGGGCCUCCGCUGCCAACUUGCUCCCUGUUCGUUAUUGACCAGGAGAGUGAGAGGCCAUGUCCCCUGCCUCUGGGAUUGGUCGGGGAGUUGGCGAUCGGUGGCCCCCAGGUCGCGAUCGGGUACCUCAAUCGACCCGAGGAGACGGCACGGGCAUUUAUCGACUCCGAGUUCGGACGGCUGUACCGGACAGGUGAUAGAGCUCGAGUUGUCUGGACACGUGAGGGGGAACCAGUGAUCGAGUUCCUGGGACGCAUCAGCGAAAUAGCUACAAUUGGUUCCGGUCGAGUGAUUCUAGGUGAUGUUGAUGCGGCAGUGGAAACUGCACGCGGUGUUUCCCAGGUCGCAACAGUUGUAUGCUCCUCAAAACAGGGCGACAAGCUGGUUACUUGCGUCGUGCCAGCGCCGGGGGGAUUUGUGGAGGAGGUGUGCGACGAUCUGGUCACGGACAUGCUCCCGGCACAUAUGCGGCCGUGGAAAUAUGUCACGUUCCCGGUCUUGCCGACAAACUCAAGCGGAAGAUUGGAUCGUGCCGCUCUCACGAACGCCGUCGAAGUGGCAUUGAAAGACUGCCACCCAUCCUUCACUCCGGCCACCUCCCUGUCGGCGUCGGGCGAUGUAACACCCAGUCCCGAGCGCGCAAUAUCAUACUGGAAAACCCAGCUCGAUUCAUUCUCCCCAGAACCAUUCCCGCACCUUACCGGUCUCAAGACCAGUGCAAUCCGGCAAGUAUCCGAGACAGUCGAUAUCACAUCGAAGAUCUCGUCCGCCGACCUUGCGGAUAGAUCCCGUGCCGUCGAUUCAUCACCCUUGGCCGCGCUGCAAGCAGCAUGGGGACUAAUCUUGGCGUCGUACUCCGACACCAUGUCUGAGGAUAACGUCUUCGGCACUGUUCGCAUGGGUGUAUUCGACACUGGGUCGGGCGUGGUUCCGACACGCAUCAAUCUGGCGACCAUCUCGAAAGAGUCUCCGGCACGCGUUGAGUCUGUGCUGCAGCACCUCUCGCGCGCAAACGUCGAGGCGCUACAGCACCUGAAGUUUCCAGCCCAGGCUCUGUCGGGCACUCACGGUGAACCGCCAUAUUCCACGGUUCUCGCCUUCGAGACUCCCGCGAGUGAUAUCCUAAGCACCACCGCGACAUCCUUUGCCGUCGUGAUUGACGUCCUUCCUGCAGCGAAUGGCUCGUUGAAACUGAUAGCGACGUUCAAGGACGAGUUCUUGAGUAGGAGCGGCGCCGAGAUCAUGUUGCGCCAGAUGGAUGAUGUGUUGAUCCACAUACUCAGCCACCCAGAGAGCGUGUACACCGACGUGAGAUCUGAUGUGUCUCCCGAGUUGCGCUGUUCCUUGAAUCCCAAGCCUCAGGGCGAGCCGGAGCCGGAAGAUUGUUCUGCACUUCAGCUACACGGGCAAUUCGAGGAGCAUGCCAAAACUCAUCCCAGAGAUAUUGCUUUCAUCUUCAAGUAUGAUCUCGAUGAUGACUCGUGAGUAUUCCCCUGUACUUAUGCGAAAAGAUCCACUUAGGCUAACACUGGCGUAGUCGCGCGGUCCAAUGGACAUAUGCCGAGCUCAACGAGCGUGCCGAUCGACUUGCCACUUACCUGGUACAGACCUACGGCCCGCUGACCGACUGCUGCAUUCCUCUGUGUCUCCACAAAUCUCCAGAGCUAUACAUCUCCGUCCUCGCGGUCCUCAAGGCCGGCGGAGGAUGGUGUCCUAUCGAUCCCGCUUUCCCAGCGCAGCGCAAGC
Tricharina praecox is the source of this 3536-nucleotide messenger RNA. RefSeq lists its product as uncharacterized. Gene Ontology annotation, molecular function: phosphopantetheine binding. The transcript has 3 exons. Lineage: Eukaryota; Fungi; Ascomycota; Pezizomycetes; Pezizales; Pyronemataceae. Bases 225 to 3275 code for a protein of 1016 amino acids. Gene Ontology annotation, cellular component: cytoplasm. The record is from RefSeq and is a predicted model, not a curated record. Gene Ontology annotation, biological process: amino acid activation for nonribosomal peptide biosynthetic process; secondary metabolite biosynthetic process.